AUGGCCCUCAGAACCCUUGGACUGGCUUUGUCCAGAAUGAGCCUUGCACCUGCUUUACCCAGAGGCGUCCCGGCUGUGCGCGCGCCCACGCUGACACCCCCGCCCGUGCAGACUCGCCUCCCUCCCGCAGCCGCCCGCAACGCAAGCACGACCUGCGGCGCCGUCCCUUCCUGGCGGACCUUCAGCUCCGUCGCCGCAGGCACGACCCCGUCUUCCCCCCGCCUGGUGGCCGCUGCGGUGCCUGCGUCCGCGGGGAGCACGCUGGUGGCGCAGCGCAGAGCCAUUAUCUUCGUCCAAUUAGCCACCAGUGACCUUGUUAACAGCGACCUUGCUCUCCCCCCCCUCGCCAUUGCAGGUAAGGCAGCUGGCGACCUCGGAGCCCACGAAGGCACGAAGGCGUCGCUGCGGCAGAUGCACAAGACAGGCCCCGUCAAGAAGAAGAGGAAGAACAAGAACCCGCUGGUGAAGAAGGCCUUCGCGAGGGGCGUGGUGCUCAAGACGCUCAUCAAGAAGCCCAGGAAACCCAACUCGGCUAACCGGAAAUGCGUCCUGGUGCGCCUCUCGACCGGCAGAGAAAUGGUAGCCUAUGUCCCCGGCGAAGGACACAACCUGCAGGAGCAUAAUAUCGUCCUCGUGCGACCUGGCAGGCUGCAGGACGUUCCGGGUGUGAAGGUCAAGUGCAUCAGGGGCAAGUACGACCUGCAGCACGUGAUCAAGAGGAAGAAGUAAUUUAGAAUGGAGAGAAAAGAAGAAGAAGAAGAAGAAGAAAAAGUAAUGGUUAUCGACACGGAUGCACGGAGAACGCCGCGAGAAAAUAAGAAAAAGACAUAGAUGGAUGAAUAGGUAUAAGUGAAUCAGUCAAAGAAUAAGAAUGGAUACAUUUAUAAAGAUGAAUGAGAGAGUGAACAGAGAAAUGGAUAAACUGAACAGAUAUAAAGAUCAAUAUUAUCAACACGAACUCAACGUGGAGCUUCGUCAGUGAAAUGAAAUGUUCGAAAAUCAGCUGAUCGUUGAGAUGUUGAGUGCAAGUUCAGGACCGUCAGCUGAUGAUCAGGAGGCAAAAAGAGAUGUGAAACCCGACUGAUGUUCUUAAAUGUAAAUAAUAAAACUUAGAUUUUCA
This is a messenger RNA of Penaeus vannamei (Pacific white shrimp), 1120 nucleotides long. The record is from RefSeq and is a predicted model, not a curated record. NCBI's taxonomy places the organism in Eukaryota, Metazoa, Arthropoda, Malacostraca, Decapoda, Penaeidae.